AUGUCGUCAGAAGCAGUACCUAACGCGCCUGGUGCCAAGUUCAGAGUCGCCGUCGUCGGCGGGGGACCUGGUGGUAUGGCGCUCGCAAUGGCAAUCAGCAAGUUCAAUAACCCUGCAGCACCUGUGGUCGUGGACGUGUACGAAAGCCAGCCGGCGAUCGGUACCGUCGGUGCUGGGAUCAGCGUCUGGCCUCGUACACGGGCAUUACUUCAACAUCUUGGCCUUAUGAGACACUUUCAGGGUGAGCUGAAUGCUCAGAACGCGCAGAACGUGGGCGAGAAUGUUGGCCGAGGUUUCUUGUACUCCAAGUCAGAUCAGCCGCAUGGCUAUCCUCUUUACCAUAUGCCAAUGUCAUGUAACCCGAUGCUACUUCACCGGUCAGACUUCCUCCGCGCAUUACAGAGUGACAUUACAACGCCACCACUAUGCAAUAUACACACAUCGAAGCGCUUAGUGGCUCUCACGCAGGACGCUGCGGGGGAAGUAGUAACGAUGCGCUUCGCAGAUGGCGCUACAGCGCAAGCGGACGCCGUGAUCGGCGCAGAUGGUGUGCGCUCGGUGGUGCGAGCUAACAUGCUGUCCGACGAGGAGCGCAUUGAGCCGGAAUGGCCAGGGGUCAUUGCAUAUAGAACUCUGGUGCCGAAGGAGGUUCUUGAAGCAAAAGGGUUCCCUAGUGAUCACGAUGUGAGGACACUGGCGCAUGCAUACUGUGGGAAAGGUCGGCAUCUUGUCACGUACCCCAUCUCUCGCGGAGAUUUUGUCAACGUGGUAGCGUUCGUCUCCCAUGCGGACCAUUCUGAGCGAUUUGAAGGGAAAUGGGUGCGGGACGUGUCUGUCGAAGAAGUGCGAGACGCCUACAAGGGUUGGGAGCCCGACGUCGAGAAGUUCCUACAAUGCAUCGAAACAGCGUCUGCGUGGGCCAUUCAUAUCGUUAGAGAUAUUCCGCGCGCAUCGCGUGGAAGAAUAGCGGUGCUCGGCGAUGCGAUGCAUGCUUUUGAGCCUCAUUUUGGUGCAGGGGCUGGCCAGGCCAUGGAGGACGCCUAUAUCCUUGCUCGUCUGCUCACUCAUCGUUUGACCACGCGAGCGUCGCUUCCCCUUGCGCUAGACGCGUACAACCAGUCGCGACUUGCUUUCUCGACGCAUAUCGUACGCAGGACCAGACUUUGCGAUCAGCUGUACGAAUUUAGCGAGGGUCCGUUGCCUUCUGGCCCAGAAGACAAGGACGGCAUAGAGAAGUGGUCCAGCGAGGUGCACAAACUGUGGGAAUUCCAGUUAGAUGAACACGGCGCAGAUGACUUCUGGCGGGACGCCGAGAUAUUCUUGCAGGGGCGCAUGGGGGAAUCCAUGGUUAGAGCUUCACUGUAG
Messenger RNA from Peniophora sp. CBMAI 1063, 1365 nucleotides. The record is from the annotation of a GenBank genome assembly. NCBI's taxonomy places the organism in Eukaryota, Fungi, Basidiomycota, Agaricomycetes, Russulales, Peniophoraceae.